Molecule: messenger RNA, 1305 nt
Organism: Laccaria bicolor S238N-H82
Lineage: Eukaryota; Fungi; Basidiomycota; Agaricomycetes; Agaricales; Hydnangiaceae
Exons: 2
Coding region: 1-1305 (434 amino acids)
Source: RefSeq, a predicted model, not a curated record
AUGACCGAGUAUACUGCAUCGUCGCAAGCUCUUCGCCAGUAUAUGACCUCCCGCGAGAGGACUGCUUAUUGGGUCAAAUCUCAUGAGCCAGAGAAUGCGUUCUAUUCGCCGUCGGCUCCUCCUACAGUCAUAGAUGACUAUCUACCUCCCUCCUCACCACCUUCAGAAGUGGGAAGCGUUCGAUCCGUUCCCCCGAAAAUGUUUCUCCGGUAUAACGACGGCCGACCAGACCAACCGAUUCCUUACUCCAGUAAGACACCUGGUGGCAUGACCAGUUCCAAUGGAUCAGGACGUCAAAUAUCGCAGCCUCCUCACUCACAACGGACGAGGUCGGGUUCUCAGGGAACCUCUCCACUUGGUCGAUCCCAUCCCCACCGUCCCGACGACCGUCCGCGCCCUCCACCAUUGAAACCGGAAGAGAUCCGCAUUUUACCGUCUCAGGGUGAAGUUUUUACUUCCCCAACUUCUUCCUCGCGCCAUACUCGGUCAAAAUCUCUUCCACGAACUACAGCUGAGCUCCGCCCCUCAGCGUAUGCUCUAGACGUCCCUCAGGUACCUUUCUUCCCUCCGCCAUCUCACCGUUCCCCAACUCCCUACCAAACUCCACCACAUUCAGCCGGCGCCGUACCCGGACAGCAGAUUAGCUUUGCACAACCUCCCCUGAGGCAUCAACAGCCAGGGAGGCACAGCAAUUCGAGGCAACCACCUGCUAUUAUUUACGCACCUUCGCAUCACGCAAAUCGAUCCCAUUAUGCUCCUCCAGCCAUUCUUCACCACCCGCCUCAAAUGGGUCCGAACGGCAUGAUUUACAGCCAUUCAGCACCCGUGGGAUCCGCGCAAUAUCCGCCUGCUGUCGCGACACCUUAUCCGUCGGCUGGUGGAUCAGCGCAUCACCACUCCUCUUCGUUGCACGACGUACGCCGCGGGCGGGAGUUCUAUCGCGAACGGGGUCGUGCUGCUUUUCAAGGAACUGCAACUAGGAUUAUUAGUCCUUCAGCGUCAUCCACAUCUCUAGCGGAUACUCAUCAUUCUGGAAGCACCUACUACGUUCUUCCAGCCCAUCAUGGCCAAAAAGUACACGUUAUUGCACCCAGCCGUGAGCAAUCUGUUGACACAGCAACAUCGACAACGGCUACAUCACCGUAUGCACAGAGCUUCGGAAAAAAACCAUUUUUCCAGCGACUGUUCAGUUUUGGCGGAAAGUUCUCAUCCGGGGGCUCUUCGAAAGCCGCUCCCACUGGUGGCAGGAAACUUCAUCGCCGACAUUCUACUGGCCCUUCUGCUCGCCCCAGGGUAGUUGCGUAG